UCUGGUGUCGCCUCCUACUGCGCAGCCGCAGCCCGAGUGACGAAGAUGGUGCUCAUCAAGGAAUACCGUGUAGUGUUGCCGAUCUCUGUGGAAGAGUAUCAAGUCGGGCAGCUGUACUCUGUGGCCGAGGCCAGCAAGAAUGAAACAGGAGGAGGAGAAGGCAUCGAGGUGCUGAAGAACGAACCCUACGAGAAGGAUGGGGAAAAGGGACAAUACACACAUAAAAUAUACCACCUAAAGAGUAAAGUCCCAGGUUAUGUGAAGAUGAUUGCACCAGAAGGAGCAUUAGUUUUUCACGAAAAGGCCUGGAACGCCUACCCGUACUGUCGCACUAUUGUGACGAAUGAGUACAUGAAGGACGACUUCAUGAUUAAGAUUGAGACGUGGCACAAACCUGACAUGGGAACAAUAGAAAAUGUUCAUGACCUGGAUGAGCAGACGUGGAGGACUGUGGAGGUGGUUCCCAUAGAUAUUGCAAACAAAGAAGAAGUGGCGACUGCUGACUAUAAGCCAGAAGAAGAUCCUGCUCUUUUCCACUCCGCCAAGACGGGCAGAGGACCUCUCGGCCCUGAAUGGAAGGACGAGCUGAAGACAGAUUGUCCUUACAUGUGUGCAUACAAACUGGUCACCGUCAAGUUCAGAUGGUGGGGUCUGCAGACCAAAGUGGAAAACUUCAUCCACAGGCAAGAAAAGCGUAUUUUCACCAACUUCCACCGCCAGCUGUUCUGCUGGGUCGACAAAUGGGUGGGUUUGACCAUGGAGGACAUCAGGCGGAUGGAAGAGGAGACUCAAAAAGAGCUUGAGGAGAUGCGUCAGAAGGGAGAUGUGCGAGGCACCUCUGCAACAGACGAGUAGAGGCCCGUCGCUGUAGGUCAAACACUAGAGGCAGGCUGACUGCGUAAAACAGGUCCGAUUCGAGGCACCAGUGCUGCUCAUGAGCAAUGAGGCAAAUCAACCAAACCCUGUCAUGAUGAUGUCAUCAGAGACAACGUCCACCACGAUGAGGAAGUGGCCCCCGAUGUCGCCUCUUCUCUUCCUGUCUCACAUGAUUCAUUGGGGGGUUUGACAAGAUUGGUUAACAGUACUGUACAGAUUCUACCCCAAUCACAAGCCUCCUGUUCACUCAGAAAAAAAAAACAACAACAACAUGGUUUUGCAUACAUAUAAAAAGGAAAAAAAAAAAAAAAACUCUUUGCACAGAACGUAAAUUGCCUGAUAUGUAAUUGUUAGUUGAUUAUCACAAUGGGCUUUGUUUUUAUUCAGGUGUGUAAACCGUGACUCAGAAAGUCAAGCCUUUUAAAUUAAUUAGAAUGUUUGUUUUUAGGUAAACAGGUUCCCACAAAAAAUUGGUAUAAGAUGACUUUAGCAGGUAUUGGACCAUUUAUCCCCCUUACCUUCCCUUGUAUUAUAACUGUCUGUCUCUACUUUAAUCCUUGUCUCUCCCCUCAGUAUCGUCUUUAUUAUUGUCCUGGUAAAAUUAGUCUAGAUCUCCCCCUUGUCUCACUGUCCCCUCUGUCUGGCAGUUAGUCGGGAAUACUGAUGUUUUUUUUUUUAGUUUUUGAGGCUAAUCCAUGCCUGUUAUAUGGUUCAAAACAAAUAUAAUGCUCAAGCAUGAUAGAUAAUUCUUUGCUUUUCCCCCCCAACCCACACAUGUACACAUGUCCCCACAUUUCAAACAUGCACACCGGCCCUCCUCCUCCUCCUCCUCCCCUCCUCCUCCUGUCACAAGUGCAUGUGGACAACAGCAACUCCUCACUAAACUGUCAUUGCAUGUGUUAUAGUUGCUGCAAUGCAGCUUCGCUCAAGUGGAUUGUUUGUGUUGAUUAGAGAGAGAGAGAGAGAGAGAGAGGGUCCUCUAGGAGAGUCACCUGUGUGUGUGUGUGCGCGUGUUAGUGUGUGCAUUUGUGUGCUUGUUUGUGUUAUCAGCUGCCUUUUUUAAGGACUGUCACUCUUAGGACUGAGAUGGAUAAUGUUCAGCUUAAUAUCAAGGCUCUGUGAGCGGCCUGUUGAACUCGCCUCAUGCUGUCGCUGCAUGUCCUUUCUCCUUGGCUUAGGGCUUUAACUGGAGGGCUCCCGCAGCCUCCACGAAGCUUUUUUUAAAAAAAAAAAACGAAAACAAAUGAGGAUGAGAGUCUGUGCGUCACUGCGUGCAUGAAUUGAGGUAGUUUUUUUAUAUAUAGAUAUAUAUAUAUAUAUCUAUAUAUCUAUAUAUAUAUUUAUCUCUGUUGAACUACUGUUUCCUCUCUGAACUGACAGAGUGAAUGGGUCCAGGCAGAUCUGUGAUGUUUGUGGGCUGGGUUUAUAGUUUUAUUUUUUAUUUUCACCAUGUAUAGUGAUUUUUUUUUUUUCAUGUACCUUAACUACAAGAAAGUAUGAGGUCAGUCUGAACUUUUCUUGAUGAAUUCUAGUUAGAGUGCUUUGGCAAAGGUUAAAGGUAUACUGUGCAGGGUUUUCCUGAAAAAAACAAAACAAUGUAUAGACUCAUAUAACAAUAAUCCCUCUAAAUCAUCACUUAUGACUCACUACAAGUGUGUGGCGGUGUGUAUAUCUGCAGAGACUCUGCCCUCUGGCUGUGUUUUCUUAUUAUUUUGCUGUGUUCAGGAUGUUUCUGGGCGUCAACCUUUUGGGCAGCGGGUGUGUAGCCUCCAGGAGAUAACAGCGUGCAGGGUGUGAGGUCGGGACUCGUCGCGUAGCGACCAGGUUACAGGUUACCGUCUCUCUCCUCUGCUCUGCUCCG
Molecule: messenger RNA, 2737 nt
Organism: Thunnus maccoyii (southern bluefin tuna)
Lineage: Eukaryota; Metazoa; Chordata; Actinopteri; Scombriformes; Scombridae
Gene: pitpnb
Product: phosphatidylinositol transfer protein, beta
Exons: 12
Coding region: 46-855 (269 amino acids)
Biological process (GO): phospholipid transport
Cellular component (GO): cytoplasm
Molecular function (GO): phosphatidylcholine intramembrane carrier activity; phosphatidylcholine binding; phosphatidylinositol binding
Source: RefSeq, a predicted model, not a curated record